CCAGUCACCAGUGCCGGCGACGAUCGCAACCAAACCGAAUAGCGUAAGAGUCCACACAAUGUCCAGGCACCGCCCGGCCGUGCCACACAUGGAUAGAUAGAUAGAUCAUCGCCCGCGCGGGUCGGCGGGGUUCACUUCGGUUCACUUCGCUGUUUCGCUGUUGGAAAAACCUAGGUAUCGUACAUACCUACCCCGUUCGAGAAUCGGCCGUGACUACCGCCCGAGAGCGUCCUACCUACCGGUACGUACAAAAGCCUACAUACGCCACCGACAUACAGCAGGAACUAUUGGAAACGCAUAUUGGAAAAGCAAGCAAGCAAGCAAGCCAGCAAGAACCGACACGAUGCCGCAAGAUGUGACAGUAGCGUACCUCGGCCCUCCGGCAUCAUACUCGCACCAGGCGGCGCUGGGAGCUUUCGACACGGAGGAGCACACGUUUAUUCCGCAGACGACGAUCGGCGACAUCUUCACCUCCGUGCAAACCGGCGCGACGACCUACGGCGUGGUCCCAUUCGAGAACUCGACGAACGGCAACGUAGUGUUCACGCUGGACCUAUUCCGCGACCGGAGCUCUGGCUACCACGUAGUGGGGGAGACAUAUUUGACGGUGCACCACAGCCUGGUGUCCUCGGCCAGCGACCUGACGGGGCUGACGCGGCUGUACUCGCACCCGCAAGCCUUCGGCCAGUGCGAGCAUUGGCUCAACUCCACGCUCAAGGGCAUCGAGCGCAUCGACGUGUCGUCGACGUCGCGCGCCGCGCAGCUGGUGCGCGACGAGCCCGGGUCGGCGGCGAUUGCGUCCGCGGCCGCCGCGGAGGUGAAUGGGCUCAAGGUCCUUGCCAGGAAUAUCGAGGAUACCCCCGAUAAUACUACGAGGUUCUUUGUGCUGCAGGCGGCGGAGAUGCGCUCGCCCAUGUCGGAGGAGGGCGGCAAGGGGGAUAAGACGUUUGUGGCGUUUUCGGUGGAUCAUGCGCAGCCCGGUGCCCUGGCGGAUGGAUUGAAGGUUUUCAAGAACUUCGGGCUGAACUUGACGAGUAUUGCGAGUCGCCCGGAUAGGAAGACGAGGUGGAAUUAUGUCUUCUUUGUCGAGUUCGAGGGACAUGAGGAUACGCAGAACGUGAAGGAUGCGUUGGAGGAGUUGGGGACGUUCUGUGCUGAGAUGAGGGUGCUCGGGAGUUAUGUUGAUAGACAGAAGUUGGCGAAGAAACCGGCGGCGGCGUCAUGACGGGCGGAGGAAGGGGAGGGUGGUGGUCACCAGUAGAUUUGCUGUUUUUGGUAGAUGGGUGGACUGGGACGUAUACGGAAUAGAUUGGAAUACUC
Tricharina praecox is the source of this 1320-nucleotide messenger RNA. RefSeq names its product Prephenate dehydratase-domain-containing protein. The record is from RefSeq and is a predicted model, not a curated record. Gene Ontology annotation, biological process: L-phenylalanine biosynthetic process. Gene Ontology annotation, cellular component: cytoplasm. The coding region runs from base 344 to 1225 and encodes 293 amino acids. Lineage: Eukaryota; Fungi; Ascomycota; Pezizomycetes; Pezizales; Pyronemataceae. The transcript is spliced from 2 exons. Gene Ontology annotation, molecular function: prephenate dehydratase activity; chorismate mutase activity.